UUUGGUUAAUUGAAACUGGCUAACGAUAUUUCCAGUCUUUUCACUGCUUUUGACAGGCAUCCUUCUUCAGAAUGGUUUUGAGGAUGAUCUUGUCUAUCGAUGCAAACAAGUAGUUCUUGACCUUGUGGUCCUUCACGGUCUGCUCAGCCAACUCCGUUCUCUGUACUCCGGUAAGGAUCACAUUCCUUCCAGGUUGUGAGAUCCCUGUCUCGACCAGUUCCCACCACUCCUUUGAUCUGAGAAGAUUCUCUGUGAGCAUCGCCCAGAGCUCGUAAUCUCCGUCGAACUUAGGUAUGAUUAACAUAUCUUUCUCAUUCAUCUUGAUCUCUUUUCUCUUGUACCAGGCUCGUUGCAAGCUGUGAUUCAUGGCAACCUGUUAACAUUUAUGCUUGAGUUUUGAUUUGGUUUAUUUUGCCACAGUGUUGAAAGCUGAUGUUUCUAAUACAAAAGAAUGAAAUCAAAACGAGUUGUUUACGAAGGUUGUGAUUAACAUGUGAUGUUAUUAAGAGAACUAUCCAUGUAAGUGUGAUAGUGGCCCUUUGGAGAUUCACAUCCAUUUGGUUGAAGCUUAAACAACCAUUAGCAGUUUGAUCAAAAAAAAAAAAAACAACCAUUAGCACAUGUAGUUCUGUGGAUUUUGGGGAAUUUGGACUAUUAUAGUGUCAUCGGUAAUAAACACGCAAAAGCAUUUUGAAACAGUAAGAAAACAACAGUUAAAGAUUCGAGAUGUUAAAAUCAAGGCCGAAUAUAAAACAAAUAUUAAUAAGGCCUAUGAAAGCCCAGUAUAGUUUCUAAUGGUUUAUAAGUUAUUGGGCUUGGAAAAAGACAAAAGUGAUAAAACUUAGUUAAACAGUUUGUGGACGUCUCUUACAGAAAAAGGGGUUGCGAAGAGGUGUUCUGUCGGAAUGAGAUCUCUGUCUAACCUAUCUCGUACAGAAUAUUAAAAAAAAAGGGAUAAAAAUCGAUUCGUGAGGGAUUGGAAGAAGGAUUCGAGGAGAUCAUUUGGGCGAUGAGGAAAGCUUCGAUGGAUCGUGUCUUGAGAGACAGACAACAAGACAAUGUUGAAAAACAUCGCCAAUUGCUACCAGACGAUGUCGUUGAGCUCAUCCUCGAGAGACUUCCUGUGGUGUCUCUGCUGAGAUUCAAGUCUGUAUCUAAGACGUGGAAAUCAACAAUCGAGUCCCCAAGUUUCAAACAGAGACAACUGAUGAUCACCCGUAGGAAAUCACGAGGUCCAGAUGUCGUAUACGUGACCGGGUUUGGUAAUGAAGAAGACGAAAUAAAAGAAGAAGAAGCUAAUAUUGUGGUGGGGUCUUGUGUAAUUCGUAGCCUCAAGUUCCCUACAAGGAGCGACAAGGUUUGCUAUGGUACUUGUGACGGACUUGUAUGCCUUUUCAGCAACCGCCACCCGAGUGCCGUUUUUAAUCCCGCCACUAGAUGGCGUCGAAGCUUUUCUCUUUCGAGGGUUCAACGGCUCAUCAUCUCUCACUUUAAAGCACGUAGCAACCUAUUCUGCCACACCCGAGAACCUCAGCUAGGAUUCGGCAAAGACAAAGUCAGGGGCACAUACAAGCCGGUUUGGCUCUUUAACUCUUCUGAGUUUGACCUAGACAAUGCCACCACUUGUGAAGUUUUCGACUUUACCACUAAUGCUUGGAGGGACGUCCUCCCUGCUUCUCCCUAUCGGAUUCUUGAUGGCCCGAGGCCUGUGUAUUUUGACGGGUCACUUUAUUGGUUAACCGAGUGUAAAGAAACCAAGUUGUUGUCUUUUGAUCUUCACACGGAAACUUUUAAAGUCAUCUGUAACGCCCCCUUUUCCCAUGUACCUGACCCUCGCUUUGUCGUCUUGUGCAUCCUCGAUAACCGCUUGUGCGUAUCCCUCAAAUUCUAUCCCACCAAAACCCAAGUGAUAUGGUCACUCGGCGGCUGCAACAUGAUGAUGACAUGGAAGCAAAUGUGUUCGAUAGAUCUCACCGAAACCACUUUUCAUGACCCUCCUUAUUUUCCCCGACCAGCACUGUUGCCAAUAGCUAUUGUAGACGAGACCAUAUUAUUGCUUGGUUAUAGGAGUGGUCCACCACUGGUGAUACAUGAUCUCCAUACCAAAUCUUAUGUUUUAGAUUGCUUUCCUAAAGCCUCUGGAUAUCCUGUUUGUUAUUUCCCUAGUUUGUUCUCAAAUUAAACCAUUUUUCUUUGUAAUUUAAUCAUGCCUUCUUUGUUACAAAUAAGCUUUUUUUUUUUUUUAAAUUGAUACUUCAGUUUGAGAGCUUCAGAAACACUUACCUCCUUGUUGGAUGUUGCAAUGGUGAAACUACCCAUAAGAACAACAAUGGAAUCACUUUGGCAUUUGCAAGUAAUUGUUCUUUUCAUAUGCUU
This is a messenger RNA of Brassica rapa (field mustard), 2376 nucleotides long. RefSeq names its product F-box protein At1g11270-like. Lineage: Eukaryota; Viridiplantae; Streptophyta; Magnoliopsida; Brassicales; Brassicaceae. The record is from RefSeq and is a predicted model, not a curated record. Gene Ontology annotation, molecular function: protein binding.